Molecule: messenger RNA, 2514 nt
Organism: Closterium sp. Yama58-4
Lineage: Eukaryota; Viridiplantae; Streptophyta; Zygnematophyceae; Desmidiales; Closteriaceae
Source: the annotation of a GenBank genome assembly
AUGCAGCUCCCGCUGGCACUUGAUCGCAGGAGUCGCAUGCCACUGCGACGGCUGGCCGACGUUGUCGCAGUUCGCACCGACAGAGAUAGCGAAGGCGAAGACGCGUGCGACGACGCUGCGAUGCUGGCGAGCAGCGAUAUGGUGUGGCACGGCCGGGCGAUGGAGCCGUGCCCAGUGGUGGGGCUGGGCGCGUGGGAUGAGGGCGCGGGGAAUGAUGGCGUGGGGGAUGGCGGGGGGGAUGGCGCGCGGGACGCGCUGAGGGACCAGUGGGCCUGCGCGCUGGUUCCGCGCUUAGAAGCCCGCGCGCUACAGCUCCACCGCGCGCUCACGUCCUUCCACGUAACCAUCGCGACUUGGCGCGCUGUGCCGUUCACGCCCAGCGACCUCUCGCGCCUGCUGCUGUCCCUCGCCGCGCACUGCCCGUGUCUGGAGCGGUGCGUGCUUCAGGUCAAGGUGGAGCGGGAGACGGGGUGGUGGAAAGGCCGCGGUGGUCAUGCUACUUGCGAGGCGGAGGCGGAAACGGGGGAAAAGGCGGAGGCGGAGGCGGAGGCGGAGGCGGAAGGGGGGAGUGUUAAUAGCAGAGGUGCCGGGCGGAUGGGGGCUAGGGUGUGUGCUGCCCUCCGCGCGUUUCUGACACAGUGCUCCUCCCUGCGCUCCCUCCACCUGCACCACACCUCCCUCACUCCCCUCCUCUGCCUCCCCGCCUCCCUACCCACCCUCGCCCCGCGCUUGGAGCACCUCUCCCUGCCACUCCCUUCCAUCCCGCCAUGCCUCUUCCACCUCUCAAGCCUCCGCUCCCUCUCCCUCACUCUCUCGCCCCCCAUCCAGCCACAACUCACCUCCGGAUCCCCUUUCUCCGGCAUGACUCGUCUCUCCUCCCUCUCCCUCCAUCUCGACCUAGACGUGCACGUCCACCGCGGCCCUCCCCCGCAUCUGCUCAUCCGUAUGCUGCUCUCGCAUUGCCACCCUGCCUGCGUCCCCCCCUCCACGCUUCCCAUCUCGCCGGACCUGUUCUCCGGGCUCGGCCCGAGCCUGCGCCGCCUGUCCCUGCGAAGCACAAAGAUUCGGGGCUUCUGUGAGCACUGGCCGCCGGUGAGAGUGCCCAGAGAACAUUGCCUCCCGUCCCUCUGGUCGCUCCAUUCACUCACACAGCUAGACACCAACCUGUGGAUCAUGGAUGGUGACUGGGGUGAGGAAGAGGUGCAAGAGGGUCAGGGCCUGGACGAGAGAAGCAGAGAUGGGGAUUUGGAUGAGGAUGAGAAAGAGAUUAAGUCGUGGAGACAGGAACGGUAUGAGCCGGGGGCGGGAGAUCCUUGGGACAGAAACAGAGGGCCGGGCCCUUUCUCUCUCUACUCCCCUCACAGCACCCUCGGUCCGUGCCUUUCCGCAUUGCACUCCCUCUCAUCCCUCACUCUCUCUGUCCACUCUGUGGUGCCCGCAGCUCUCUCCCAUCUCUCCUCGCUCACUCGCCUCGAAAUGCCCGCUGCUGCAUUCGACCCACAUGGGUCCAUUCUCUCCCCGCCCACACUGCGUCAUCUUGACGUUGCCAUUCCAAACCUCUCCCUGCUGUUACCCUCUCACGCCUCAUCACCUCGUGCCAAUGCCACCGGCUCUGUUGGUGCGUCGUCCUCUCGCCUGUCAACUGCCAUAGGGGCAGUUGUUGGACCGACAGGCACAGGCACUCAUACCAGAAACAUCACCUCCUCCUGCUCGACCACCACCGGAUUGCAUACCCUAGUGCUUCGCUCCACCGGUCGUCUCCUCAUCCCCCCCACCACCUCCCCAUAUCCGUCUCUCCUCCACCUGGAGCUCCGCUCACUGCCCUCUUUGCUUUGGCUCAGCCCUCGCGGCCGGCCCAUGACGCCUUCCCGCUGCCUCUUCCCCAACCUGCGCUCGCUGCUGUGUGGGGUGGACGGCGACGAGGGCGGAACGGAUGACAGCAGAACGGAAGUAGAUGUAGCAGCACUGCCCUCGCUCACGCACGUGUCGGGUGGCGCAUGUCUCCUGCGCACAGAAACCACCCCGUCGCUCUACCCUCACCUGCAAUUCCUGCUUCUGGAUUUCACAGAGCCUCCGCAUUCCAGCCCGCACCUCCCUUCCUUCUCUCAACUGCGCGUUCUCUGCCUGGAAAUGGCCGGGUUUCCCUGGCAGAUGGCCCUGCUCCCCGCCCUCAGCUCUCUGCCGCACUUGCGCUCGCUCCGCCUGUGCAACAUACAUACGGAAGCACGGUGCUGCGUCUUUGACGCGCCCCUUCCCCUCACAACGCUGCAGCUGUGCAAUGCACACCUAGAGUCGGUUCACCCAUCCAUUGCCCUGCUCGCACGUCUCACCCGCUUGGAUCUCCUCAGCUGGAUUAAUCUGAAGAGCCUACCAGAUCAGCUGAAUGCCCUGACUGCUCUGAGGAGCCUCGCAGUGUGUGGGUGCCGCAGGGGACAGCCUGAUGUGCCAGAGUGCGUUGCACACAUGCUACGUGGAAGACGUGGUACUUCCCCCCUCCAGGGUGCAAUAUUGUGA